Hypanus sabinus (Atlantic stingray) is the source of this 3787-nucleotide messenger RNA. RefSeq lists its product as uncharacterized. The record is from RefSeq and is a predicted model, not a curated record. NCBI's taxonomy places the organism in Eukaryota, Metazoa, Chordata, Chondrichthyes, Myliobatiformes, Dasyatidae. The transcript is spliced from 2 exons. Bases 528 to 2765 code for a protein of 745 amino acids.
GGAUAUUCACUUUCAGACCCCAAAGGGCUCCGUCCUAACAUUGGGUUUUUUUUUGGCCCAGAAGCAGAAGUGUCCAAGGUUCACGAAGUUUGUUGUUCAAUAAGAUAAAUUCAUUUUUAGCCCAGCAGCAGAAAAUGUCCACGGGUCAAGUGUUUGUUGUUCAUUAAGCCCAGCAGAAGAAAUUGCCCAAGAUUCAAGAUGUUUGUUGUUUAAUAAGUUAAAUUUCUAACUGGGAUACUUUGCUCAUAUUCUUCACUUCUAACCAGUUGGCUUUGUCUUAAUCAAGAGAAACAAUGGGUCCAUGCUGACAUUGUUAAACAAUGACCCAAUCAAGAGAAACAAGAGUAUCUCCAUUAGACUAAUUAAAUACACCAUCUACCUAACCUGAUAAUGUUGUUGAGAAACAUCACAUGCCAAUGAUGACAAUUGAUAGAAAAACAGUAUAAAUAUUAGAAGGCAGUCACAGUUGGGAGAAUCGAUAGAGCGAAGAAACAGGAUUCAUUCCUCUGCCUCGGUUUCGGCAACGGAUGACUUGUUCAUCUGCAACUCUCUGGUAUUCGGAAAUGAUUGUAGUUGGAAUACUACUGCUGAGUGGCUUCGUAAUGGUCAAAGGCUCUGCUGAAGGUUAUAUGUUAUACAAUAGAGUGUAUUAUUGGCCAAUUAUAUAUUCAUCUGGACAGAUGCAAAGUAUGAAGAUUAGGUUGGCAGCAGAGGAAGUAUUCACAACAUUCACUGAGAAGUCUAUUUGGAUUCCUUCCGAUACCAUGGUAAUAAUAGACUGUGUGGAUGAGGAAGGUGAAAUAGUGGUACGAAUAUAUGAAGAACAGAGACAAACAUUUGCAAAAGAAAUGAGAUCAAGGUCUGUUGAUAAUCGGGGUCAAGUUACAGUGAUAUGGAGGAAAGAUGGCAAUUCUAAGAUAACAGUGGGAAGUCAUGUUUUUCUGGGUCCUGCUUCAGGCAAAAAAGGCUUUAUAACUCGAGUACAACUUCAUUGUGAAUGUGAUGGUACUGUUGGUUUGGACAGCAAUCAGAGGAAAGAUCAUCGAUUAGCAUGUGCUCCAGGCAACUCAAUCCCAGUUGCUCUGGAGCCCCAAGAUUUUCCAAAUACAACUUGCCCUUCGGUAGAGUCGACGACCAUUGACACCACAACCAUUGCAGUGACAACUGUUACUAGUCCUUUGUUGUGUGAUGAGAUUCAGACAGACACAAAGGGAGUAGGUCUUGUAUUAGAAGAAACAGAAGAGCGAAUUAUUCUAGUGCCAGGGUAUAGACACGUGCAAGUAUUGUUCAACUUAACGUCGCUUCAGAUUCCUAGUUGGUGUGGAAUAAAUCUCCAGGAGCUUUUCCAACAUUUAUUAAUUGAACAGUUUACCCACUCAGAAUUUAAAACAGGAAAGAGGCGAAGACGGGGGCUUAUUGAAUUUAUGGGAUUGGGAUACACUGCUGGAGUUUCCACAGUAAAUACACUGGAUAUUGCGGAGGUAAACUCGCAGUUAAAUUCUCUAAGGCAAAAGAUGAAAGAAAUAGUAAAUCGGGAUUUUCAGGAUAUGGGAGGGGUGAGCACGUUAGGUAAGCAACAAGCAAAUGUAGUUUCAGAAAUGCUCCAUAUUUUACAGCCAUUAGGAGAUAUGACAAACCGAAUUAUUGACAGAGUUAACAAUGAAACUACUCAACACACUAAGGAUGCUGUUUGUACCACUUAUACCUCGUGGUUACUUUCUGUAAUUGGGCUUAAUAUGGUACAAUUAGAGAACCAUAGGGUUCCCGAUUGGAUUUCAGAUGAACAGUUAAAAGAAUGGGUUGGUACUAACACACCAGGGUGUCACAUUAGAGAAUUCACGUUUACAAAUCAUCUCCUUGGAAAUUGUAGGAAUGGAUCUGGACCACUCUAUGUUGGAGCAGUUCUUCACAUUCCUUACCAUAGUGAUAACCAAACAUACCCACUGUACAAGGUUCAUAAUGUUGGGAAGUAUCAAGACGGAGUUUGGAUUUCACUUGCCAAUCCACCCAUUUAUGCUAUUAAGUGGCAAGGAUCUGCAAAGGGUGUAAAUUUGGCUUCCUGUCAUCAAAAGGGGGAAUAUUGGGUCUGUCCAGAGGAUUUGUUUAACAAUGGGUUAACAGAUUGUGGGUUUGUUUCUUAUGAUAAUUGUUCUCUAUCUAUUUUACCUGUUGGUAACAGGACAUUCAUAAAGUUUGCUUUGGUGAAUGAUACUUACUACUUUGCUACUUCAAGCACACAUUACAAGAAGGGAUCUUUAACGUGCAGUUUGUAUAACCAUAACGUAGCACUUUCCAAUGUUUUGAGAGACUUAUUUUUAGCUGGACAAGUGUUACCCAAACCUGUUGUAAAGCCACCUAUUCACCUGGAUAUAUAUAUCAAUGAUACUGCUGAGGACUUACUUAGAUAUGUACCUACAGCUCUUCCACCCAUCCCUCAUUUUACUGCACAAUGGGAUCGAGUAAUUAACCAUAAUGAAGCCAUUAUUAAACAGUGGGAUGAAUUGUCCAAGACUAUUAAAGAUCAUGCAGAUUUAGCUAAUGAUAUUUUGCAGGAUCCACCAUUUUGGAGUAAGGUUUGGAACUGGGGUCGGAACGUUAAUGUACAUCCUUGGAUUCGUAUUAUUUCACAUGUUGUUAUUGUUCUGCUUCUCGUUCUAAUGAUCAUCCAGUGUAUUUUCUUAAGUGUUUUCCGCAGGCAGCUUAAACAACUCAAGAGUUUGCAUGCUAAAUCUCAUUCCAAUUCUCUUUCCAGCAAUGUUGUCUGACUUUACACCAUGGUGUUGUCUUACUUUGAGUACUAUGUACCUAUACAUCAUUAUAUAUGCCAACAAAUGGUAUGAAAUUAGAUAUGUUUCAUCAUGUUUCUUUUAUAUGCUUUUGUACUGAUAUUAUUUUAAAUAUGCCAGUAUUUUCAUAGACUCCACAAAAAGUAAUAUGAUAUUUUGUUAGUAUCUUUAUUGGUAUUAUUUGUUGUCAUCAUGAAUGCUAGUGUUCCUUUUGUCCUGUACUCACUCAGAUAUAUAAACUAAAAUUGGGGAGAUGUUUUGUCAUGAAUGAAUUAAAACAUGGAAGAAAACUGGAAGCUAACUGGAAUGAGUCAAGGACAGUGGAAAUAGACAAACCAGAGAUCUUCGUUCUUGCCAUAUGGUUGAAGGAAUGAAAGUUGCCAUUUUGUGAAACUGCUCUUCAACCUCCAUUCUGUGAGCUGUCUUGUGAACCGGUGUUGCUCAGGAAUAGGUGUAUCAAGGUGCUUUCAUGUGAACGCAAUGAGACUCCUGAUAAUCUGUUGAACUGGAGAUCAUUUCCAAAUGAAAGGUUAUGUGUAACCUGUUCUUUGAUAAAUCAGAACGCGCUGAAUUAUCAAUGGGGCAGCCUGUGCCUAGCAAUUGGCUGAUCUGUUCUGAUUCAGAGCAAAGAAACAUUCAUUACAAAAUGUUACCUGUGUGAAGGACAAUAAAUUGAUGCUAGCUUGGACCAGAAGCAAUGAGAUCGAAACACAACAUUUGAACCAUUAAGGAAAGAGAAUAAGAAUCAACAGCUUUGAAAGCAAAAGAGCAAGAGUUCUGGAGACUAAUUAUCUCAAGGAAGACACCAUGCCAGGAGCUGGGAGAAGGAAUGUCAACUGUUUGAACAACACAAGAUUCCCAAUUUCAGUGUUAGACAAUGGAGAAGUGGUCUGAGGGAGUAUUGGUACAGAGGAAGAGUAGAAUUCAUGUUUUAAUUUGUUGGCCUGGUGUCAACAUUGUUACAUAGUUAUUUGUGUACAGACAAUAAAGUGCAAGCUUUG